Messenger RNA from Rhopilema esculentum, 7192 nucleotides. The record is from RefSeq and is a predicted model, not a curated record. Lineage: Eukaryota; Metazoa; Cnidaria; Scyphozoa; Rhizostomeae; Rhizostomatidae.
GCAACUACUUUUCAUAUUUUCAUAUAUAUAUAAAUGUCAUAAGUAUAAAACACCUACAUGUAUGCUAAAAGUUUUAAACAAAUUACAGCUAAACUUAAACACAUCCACUGAUUGUGUGCUUAGAUAAAAAUAUCCCAUAAAUUGGACGAAAAAAUAUCUUUAUUUUGGUACGUCACCUUUGCCAGUAAGUCCAAUAGCCUCAGUUAGACCUGCUAACUCUAAACGAAAAGGUAACUGGAACAAUAAUUUUUUGGCCGCUUCCAACAUAAUUAGAGAUGUGUUUUCUAUUUAUAAAUCGGUCCAUUAGUUCAACGUCGAAAUGAAGAAAAUAAGAUUUUUAACAUAGUGUGGUAAUUCGCAGCGAUUCCUAACCUACUGCAAACCAUUGCUCCCACUCCACUGCUCAAUCUCUUUAAAAUCUUGCUGGAUUUAAACAAUUCUUUGAUACAGUCAAUUUAAAUGACACAAUGAUGCAGUAGAUGACGAAAAGUGACGGAUAAAUGAAAGUGAAUUAAUGUUAAUAAUUUUUCUAGAGAUAAUGUUAAUGUUCGCAGUACUUUGAUUGAUUAAUAAGAAACAAUAAUUUUCAUCAAAACCUAGUAUUUAUCUAUUCAGUUAAUAACUUAUAAUUAUAUUGAGUAAGCAAGUAAAUAAGUAAAAAAGCAAGUGUAUAAAUUAGUACGUAGAUACUUAUUGAUUAGUAGAUAUAUUGUUGGGUGUCUGUUAAAAGAUGAAUUGAUAUCAAUGCGUUCAUUCGCUAUAAGAAGUCAUUGCUGAUCGGAGCUGUCAAAGGAUUGUCCAGAGAGAAUUGGGAUAUUAAGCUCAAAUGUGUUAGAUUUGAAAUGUUUAAUAGUUUAUCAAUAAGUGUUCUUAUGAGGGUUAAAAAUAAUCCAGUGAUGAGCGCAUCUUUUAUUGUAUCAUACAGUAAGCAUUCACCUAUCAGGGUCUGUGGAUUAAGAACCUACAGGCGGAGAUUUUGGUAUAAAGCCCCCAUCCUAUUCCAACCAAAGCAGCCUGAAUAUUUCAGUAGGUCAUUAUUUUCAGAUAACUAAGAAUUGAAAAGAGAAGAUUUUUAACAUGUUCUGUUGAUAACGGAAUGUUUUAUUAAAGUAACUGGCGCUAAAGUUGGUAAAAUGAAAGCACAAGACUUCGCGUAUGUACCUUCUAGUGCGCGCUGGAAGAAUGUAAACUUUUCUUUGUAUGCAGUAAGCGUUAGAGAUUUUUUAAAGUUAGUCCUAGAUAUGCAUUCUGAAAUAUUAGAUGGUUUUGAUUGAAUCCAUAACGCAAAUAUUUUCAAGUAAACUUUGAAUGAACACAGUGUUUCAAAACUUUGAAUCGAACAAGAACCUAUCCUAAUUUUUAUUCAAUACCCAUUAUUUGAAAGAAUAUUUGGCAUGGAAGCCAUUUUGGCGUUGAAUGAUUUUCAUUGCAUUUAUCUGACGUCAUAUGGAUGAUGUUAUAUUAACAAGCUUGUUUCAUUUUAAGAAUUCAGUCUUUUUCAAGUCGAAAUGACACAGGCAUUUAUUUCGUGGGAUACAUGGACGAGCUCAACCCUCAUGCGGUAAGAAGUGAUUCUCAAUCAGAAUACUAUUUAUCUCUGAUUUUUGCAUUCAUUUUAACUUUCGCAAAUCACCAUCGGUUUUGAGACGAAGCUGACCUCCAUUGGUUAGUAAAAAGAACCGACCUAACAUCAAUGAGGUGGCCGAUCAUUUAUUUUAUGUUGAAUAAUCAUGACUGUAUUGUUUUUGUGAAUCAAAAUUUACCAAGUUUAAGCUGGAUAAUGUGUGAGAAGGAAGAACCGCAGGAUAGGCUGUCCACCGGAUUCUGUGAAUCUUGCAAUGAGUAUAAUAUAAAUAUGAGGAUAAAAUUCAGAAACAAAGCAAAACGGCGACGAGAAUCCAAUGUUAUGAGAUAAAUUUUCCAAAGUAAAUUAAAUUAAAGGAAUACUAAUAUUUCGCCCCGGCAUACAGGGCUUCAUCAGAGUAAAUGAAACGAACGAGUGAAUGAAUUUGAAAUGUGAGAUGGUGAUGCCGGAUUGGUGGAUGUUGAAUGGUGUGAAUGCAGCGCAGUGGAGAAAAAAUGGGAUGAUGGAAGUGGGGGAGGGAAGGGUGGUGGGUGAUGUAAGGGAAUGUGGGUGUUGCUGUAGAGAUUGAUGUAAUGGGAUGAUAAUGAUUACUGUGAUUAUGAAUAUAGAAAAACACUCUAAUGAAGCCCUGUAUGCCGGGGCGAAAUAUUAGUGUUCGUUUAAUUUAAUUUAUUUUGGAAAAUUUAUCUCAUAACAUUGGAUUCUCGUCGCCGUUUUGCUUUGUUUCUGAAUUUUAUUCUCAUAAAGCUGGAUAGCUGGUUAAUACGAUUUUUGAUAGCUUUAGGUGAAAGCUCAUAACAAUUUUUGCCAAAGUUCAUUUCUAUCUAAGAUUUAGUGUUUUCACUCAAUUUGUCAGUUUUAUAAUUUUCUCUUGACUAUAAAUUUUAAAGGGUGUUAUUGGUAAAAAGAUAUAUAUGUUUAAAAACAUUUAUUAGUAUUUAUUUUGAUUCUUAUCGUAGAGCCCUUCGUACAUUCAAACUUCGUAAUGAAAACCAGACAAGUUUGUGAAUUUAAACUCAGUUACGGAGCAUGCACAUUGGCAAAACAUUCACAAACUCAAGUAAAUCAUAUGUUGGAAGACUUACAGAUUAAUUAGUAUCAUUUUAUUUGGAAAGGCGUGAAAAAGAUCAAAGAUGGACAACAAGUUGAUCUCUAAGGAAAAUGAGCAGCGGUUGUCAUACCUCGAUAUGAAUGCGAGACACGAAAUUAACCAGAGUAUCGAGAACCUGAAAAACACAUUGAUUGAUAAUUUGGAAAAAGUUUUAAGAAGGACCUCAAAGGACUUUCAAAAUGUUGAUUAUAUAGAGAACACUGGCUUGUACAACGAAGGCAGGCCAGAGGAAAAUUGUAACAUUUCUGGACGAAGCAAUCAUUUAGUGAAGGGAACAUUGAAAAGGUUUGAAGAAGGAAGCUCCACUAAAGACCUGGCAUGCGGUUACUUAAAACAGAGGUCUAGUAUUUUGAAGACGGUUGCUAAUGUUGCCUCAAAGCUAUCCACUUCGAAUGGUGCUGAAGAUAGAGAUGAUGCAAGUUCACGCGCGGCUCAACGACAGAUGCGGAUUUGGACGGAUGUGGCAAUCGAUCUUGAUGGGUAUUACUUAGAAUUGCUGAACAGAUUUCUUCGAACUGGACGUAAAACAACAGGUGAAAUGAAAGGACGGACAUUAUUAACCCAUCGUUUGUCCGAAAGCACAAUUGAUGAUUUGAAUAGAAACAAACGAAAACAGAUGUUCCAGUCGCAACACGACAUACAUGAUGACGUCAUUCUUGGUCAGCUGCAAGAGCCUUUAGGCAUUAAUAAGCCAACAGUGAAUGAUUUUAUUGAGGAUCUACUUAAUAGCACUAACGCCAAGCGACAGUAUGCCGUCUGUUUCUUUGAUAAUGAGGCUGUGAGUGAAAACGAGGAUGAAACCGUGUCUAGUAAGGUCGAUAAUUGUGAUGAAAUCGAAGACUGGAAUGAAAGUGUCGGGACAGACAAUGAAAUUACAGACAAUGAAACAAAAGACGUUAGAGUUGAUGAGGUUGAACGGCAAGAGGCAUGUAACUUUGAGAAUGUUGAUGUGAACUUCAAGGAGUAUGUCACAGAGCAGGCCAACGAACUUGAAAACAGAAAAUCUAUUAUCGAAAAACUAACGGAAGAAAAUCUUGAGAUGAUGGGUGCACUCGAAAAUGUUGAAGAAUAUGAAAUUCAGAAAGAAAAAGAAAACGAAAGGAUAAUCCAAGAAGUCAAAAAAGAAUAUGAGAGCAAAUUUGAAGAAAAGAACUCUGAGAUAUGCGAGCUUAAGACAAUAUUAAGUAAAGUUGCCUGUAGUACACAUGAUGAUCAAGGUGGAGAGGAAUAUUGUUUAGAGGGAAAGGUGUAUAAGAAUUGGCCUAACCUUCCUGAUUAUGGAAAACUAAGUCAGUGUUUUGAAGAUGCAUGCAGUCAAUUGAAACUGCUUGCUUUGAUUGCGAAAGAUUGUGGUGGAUCAAUUACAGGAAAAGAGGAAAAUUGUUCGAAAUUACAACUUUUGGAUACUGCAUCAGAAAAUACUGAUAAUAAUCUUAUCAAUUGGAUUAUUGACCAACUUGAGCAGCUUUGCAAAAAGAUUGAUUAUCUCGAGGUAAAUGAUGAGAAUUCUAAGAUAAGCAAUGAAAAACGGCCUUCAAAGGAAAUCAUCGAUGGUUUGUUUGUGAAGCUUUGUCAAGCUGCAGAACAGAAGAAUGAAAUGAUUAGAGAGAUGGAAGCAAAGGCUAAAAUAUUCAAACAAAACUUCCAGAAAUUGAAAUCGCAGCUUAUGAAGAGCAGAAACAGAUUAGAAUCUCUUGUUGAGCAAACUGAUGAACAAGAAAUACAAAUAGCGGAAAAGGAUGAGGCUAUAUCUGCCCAAACAGAAGUUCUGAGCCAGCAAGAUCUUGAACUAGCUGAUUUGAGAACUCAGAAUGAAGUUUUGAAUGCCAAGAAUACUUCAUUACUAGAGGAUUUAGCAUCUGCCAAAGAACAUGCAUUGUUUUUAGAGGAAGAGCUCAAACAUUCAACACUGAUAGAGCAAGACAAAUGCGAGGAAAAUGAGAGACUUGUUGAGUAUCUUGUCAAUAUGGAGAAGAUUGCAUCGGAGAUCGCUGCUCCAAAGAAACGCAUAACUGAACAGGAAUUCAAUUUCUGCAAAAAUUGCAACGCUUUCAUAAUUUAAUUGUAAAUUUUAUAAAAAUACUACCUUCAUAUGAUUAGCUUAUAUUUUGCAUAAAUAAAUAUUGCAGUAUUUUUGUUUAUUUGCUUUUGUAUUGAUCAAAUAUCUCUUCAUUCUAUUGUACAAUAUAUGUUUUCCAUUUAACGUUGUUAGUUAAUAGCUUCAUAUUUGCCAAAAAUGAAUUACGGAAUUCAAAUCUUCAUGCUUAAAUUAGCCUGUGCCGAAAAUUUCACAUUGUUCAGUCAGACCAGUAAUUACGCUGUUUUCCAUUUCACUAAAAUUUUCUGCUGCAGUGAAAACAUUUCCGAUCAUGACGUACAAUUCCAGUCGAAUAUAGGAUGUAUCUCAAUAUUCAGAACGUAGAUACUUGCCACCUAACAGUCCAAACGGCAUAAAUUUUUCAGUAUAAACUAAUUUCAAAAUAAUGAUUACAAAUCUGAGGUCUAAUUUUAUCAAAGUCCUGUAGAUAGGGGAAUGCAAAAUCGAUGACGACAACUUGGAACCGCGAUUGAAGAAUUGUACAUGUUGAUAGGUUAUUAGUUGAAGUGCUAGCCUCGAUAUCUGCACCAAUCGCUCGAUCAAGCCUCAGUUUCAACCGUAAAGACCAGUUACACACUAACGUUUAGCAAUCCUUGUAAAAGAUGCAUAUUGGUUCGCUUCUUUGGGUUAAGUGAUGAUUUUUCUGCCUAGGGCGGAUUCAUUAGAGAUAUAAAGCCUUUUGUAAGACAUAGAAUGGCUAAUAUUGUCAUGUUUAUAUGUACAUGUAUGUGCAAAAAACAGUGUAUACAUAUGAUAUAUUUAACACACUUAGCAAGUGUGAUACGAUCAUAGCUCAUUAUUUUUUAAAGACAGUCUACAGAACGAUUAAGACCAUGCUGGGCUUGCAGAGGACAUUGCGAUCCCUAGGCCUUAUGGCUAUCUUUUUAAGGGGCCCUGUGCAACAGGACCAAUUUGUUUUAACAUAGUCAACUAAGAUGUUUAUUUCAGUUAGGAGAAACUCUUUCAUCCUUGAGAGAAUUUCAUAAAGAAAGUAACAAACAAAACAAAGAGAGAAAGACUCUCAUUCAGCGGAAUGCUCUGUGUUGUGGUCCUGACGUACAAUCAAGAGAGCCUUGAAUUACCUCAACUAGCUGUCCUUCGUCAUAAAAAUUCGAUGUACUCGGACCAUCAUUGUAUUACACUGGGACAUCAGUUCAAAUUGACCCACCGUGAGACUUAAAACCAUAGAAAUGCUUAAAACCAAGGAGCUGCUACAUUUAUCGAUCUAGUACCAGUGCCGUGAAAGCGAUACGAAGAAUGUCCCCCGGAGGCGUUGACAUGAACUUAUGAGAAGUGAAGAUCACGUUAGCUGCUUUUGGUGCUUCGUUUAAUUUCAUGGAGAGAAUUGUAGACCUCCAGGGUUUUCACGGCAUGAUUAGAAGCAGUUGCAAGAUGGUUCGAAAUAUUUGACGUAUUUAUGCAAGAAUUGGGGGAUGAAAUACAGGUUUGGUUUCUUAUGCUGUAAGAUACAAUCAGAUGAAUGAAGGGGUUGCUCUUCGUCGAAAAUGGAAAGACAGAGAUUCAUUUAGAAGGUUGUUUGCAUUGGAACACAAUUAGAGAAGUGUAAAGGAACUGUAGCUGUUUUGCAGUGGCAAAAUGAAGAAGUUUCGGUAGACAAGGCACGGCUAUAUAACGAGAAAUAGGCAAUUUGCAUGUUGCAGAUAUUGAGUAGAGACUUACUCUUGACGACCUUCGUAUGAAUUGAAAAUGAAAGAUUCGUAUACAAGGUUCUUGUUUAUCAUUGGACUUUGGGCAAAACUCGUUUAUGGUGAAAUCGUAAAGGACUUUAUAGAGAGCUCGAAAAUAUGGAAUCAAAGCAAAGAUUGCAAUAUAUGCUAUAAGGUGUUGUCAGGGGAGUGAGAGAGUUCCCAUUGGCAGACAUGUAGGUGAGGUUCCAUUCAAUGGCUACCCGUAUUAAAUGUCCUUUGUUUCGAAUGUUCAGAGAAAGGUAUGGAGAAUUCCUCCCAGCCUUGAUUUUGCAUUUGGAAAACCAGAUCAACUUGGAAUUUUAAAACUUUUGAUGAUAGCAAAACACGGCUCAAUUUAUCAUCUGUAACACCUGGCUGUAUCAGUGCCCCGAAUAACUGCAUGCAGAAAGAAUCUGAUUCUAAAGAUUUUUUAAAUGCGAUGAAAUUUUAAAGGAAAAGAUUAGUGGUCUGUUUCACUUUUUUUUGCUGUAUUUACAAUUAUUUUUCUCGAGGAUCAAGCACAUAUGCUUGAGAACUUGCUGUUUCAAUUAUUUCCGUUAGACAGCAAGGAAUAAGAAUGGUAUUGGAAGUUUGUUUUAAUUUGUCUACACACGCAGGGAAUGGUCUGUGUAUGCUGAAAGCUAUAAAUUUUCUCUUCCCAAAAACGGUUCGUUUCUGACAUAAAUUUAAUUCAGUGCUUGGCUAGGAAG